CGUCGAGUUUGGUGAUUCUAUUCCUGGAACACCCUGAAACUCCUCCUCAGCAAGCUUUACUUCAGAGCUUGCGAACAGAAGUAAAGCUAAGCGUGCUCUAAGCCGUUAAACCGAAUAGAAAUGAGUCGCGAGCGUCAGCAUUGCGGGCAUGCAUCAUUAUGUGGAAAGAGAACAAAAGUGCGGUGAAUGAUUGUCUCCGUUGAAAUUUUGGUUUCUUCAAAGUUUUACGGACACGAAACACUCGAGUUUGUUGUGGCUUUUUAAAUUUCAUUUUUAGUUGUGGAGAUUUUGGUUUUAUAAUUGGAGGGUGAGAUAAAAGGUGAAGUUUGUUGGGCAAACUUGACGAGUGAUGGUGAUUGAUCGGGAUUUAAUUUUGGACAAAUAAAAAAAAAAAAUUUGUAUAUUAUGUCAAAAUUCUAGAGUUGACAGCCGAGCUUUCGAUUGACAGGAGAUAAAUGAAAUGAUAUAAUUUUAGUUAGUUGUAGAUGGUUUAGUAAAUAAAACGGGUGAAUUUCAUUCAUGUCAUGAUGCAUUUAUUUGGAUUCGUCGGGAGGCUUACCAGCGCGUGCUGACAAAUUGAUGAGAUUGAAAGAAAUUUUUUACGAAAUAAAGUGAAUAAUUGACAGCUGUGAUUCGUCAGAUUUAUGAUUCUUAUCCCUGCAUAUAAAAGUGUGAGAUAUAAAUCAACAGGUGUGUUGUGUUUAAAAUCCGCGGAAAAUAUUAACGCCAGAAAAAGAGAAAAAUAUCGGUGAGUGCUUGAGCAUUCGAACAUUGGCAAUUUGUCAAACAUCUGUCAGAUUUGUUGUUCCAUUAUUGAAUAACAGGACGGAAAAGGGAUUUGUAUGUAUAAAACUUGCUAAAUCAAUAUUCACUCGAGUCCAUUUACUCCACUGCAUGUAAAAUCUCCAAGUGACAUAACUAAACACGAUUGUUGCAAAUAAAAAACAAAAAUACAAGACGAUACUCGGAACAUCUUUUCUCCGAAAUUAUCACUAUAUCUUCGUAGUCAAGUGAAUCAUUUUCAUUUAUUGCUCGUUAAAAAUCACGACCACGAGAAAAAUGUAUUUUUAUACUUUUGAGAAAUGCAAAAAAACUCAAACCGAGUGUUGAAAAAAAUAUUUUUUAUGCUAAAAAAAUGUAUAAAAUGAAAAUUUUAAAAUUUCUUGUACGAAAUUUCUCAACAAAAUAAAUAAAAUAAUGCAACGGCUGCGGAUACAUAAAGAAGAAGCGAAUAAUCUUAUGGGUCCUUUGGAAGAAAAACGUGCGUGGAGAGUGACUGCGCGUAAAAAAUUAUCCCUAUCACGGACGAUACUGGAUAGAUAUUUAAUAGAUUCAAAGGAAUCGGCGGCUGGAGUUCUGGGGUAAAAGAUGUUGGACAUAUUCCGCGGCUUAAAAAGCCUUAUUAAGAGUUCAAAUAUCCACACGGACACAUCUGUGUUCCGGCUGCACUACCGUUUUACGGUGAUAGGACUGAUAGCAUGCUCACUUAUCGUAACGACUAGACAGUACGUGGGUAAUCCAAUAGAUUGCAUACAUAGUAAGGACUUACCCGAAGAUGUUCUCAACACUUAUUGCUGGAUUCACAGCACUUACACUAUUGUAUCGGCGUACAAGAAAAAAGGCGGCGUUGAAGUUGCAUUCCCAGGUGUUGAUAAUUCAAGAUUGUAUCCUGAAAGUGAGAGAAAGGAAUAUCGGUAUUACCAAUGGGUUUGCUUCAUGCUUUUUUUUCAGGCAAUAUUAUUUUACACACCGCGAUGGCUUUGGAAGGGAUGGGAAGGCGGUAAGAUUCACGCGUUGAUGAUGGACCUCGACAUCGGUCUCUGUUCUGAGGUGGAGAAGAAGCAAAAGAAGAAAAUGCUUCUCGAUUAUCUGUGGGAAAAUCUCCGCUACCACAACUGGUGGGCCUACCGAUAUUAUCUCUGCGAGGUGCUAGCCUUGGUGAAUGUUAUUGGCCAGAUGUUCCUGAUGAACCGUUUUUUCGAUGGCGCAUUUCUGACCUUCGGGAUCGACGUCCUCAGGUUCCUCGAAUCCGACCAAGAAGACCGAAUCGACCCUAUGAUCUACGUUUUUCCGCGUAUGACCAAGUGCACUUUUUACAAGUACGGAGUCAGUGGGGAAGUUGAGAGACAUGAUGCUGUCUGUAUACUUCCGCUAAAUGUCGUUAAUGAGAAAAUCUACGUCUUCCUGUGGUUCUGGUUCCUACUUCUCGGCAUCCUCAGCCUAUUGACUGUUAUAUAUAGGAUUGUCAUAAUUUUUUCUCCGCGUACGAGAGUUUACUUAUUGAAAUUGAGGUUUCACUUAGUAAAAAGAGACGCAGUGGAGACAAUAGUGCGACGUAGCAAAGUGGGCGACUGGUUCCUCCUCUACAUGCUUGGUGAAAAUUUAGACACGAUAAUUUACCGCGAUGUAAUGCACGAGUUGGCCAACAAAUUAUCUACGAGGCAUCAUCACAACGUCUCUACCAUAAAAGGGGAACUGCAGGAAGCCUGAUACAGGCAGUGUUGGUUUAAGACAGCCGAACACGACUGGAUUGAUCGCCCCCGUCUAGUCCUUUUCACGGGACUACUGAGUAGAGUCAAUGACUCCGAUUAUACGAUUACGAUUGAAUCUGUGGAUCCCAGGCGAGUAAAAAAUACCAAUAAGAUCAACGAGUAGAGUAGAGGAGCUCAAGUGAAACAAUUUACAAGGGAGAAAAAAUACCAGAUAUUCCAUGACCCGGAAGCAAUGUAAAAUGAACCGAUUCUAAUCCAAAAGAAUGCUACAGACAAGGAAGAAGAGUAAGAAUAGAAAUACAAGACAAUUGGAAAAUACGACGGAUUGAAUCCGAGUUAACGAGAAAUAACACCGUAUUAACGCUAACAAAGUUUUAUUCACUGCCAGCAGUCUGGUGAACGAUCUAUCGAUAUUUUAUUGGGGUGGAGCAUAAAUUUCUCGCGAUCGUUAACCAAGCCUAGACAAUUCGAUUGUUUUAAUUAAAAUAAAUCGAAGUGCCAUUUACAUUCAACUAAUAAUUUUUUUUUUCUGAAAAUUAUCAUCGGUAUUUAACAUUUUUUUUGCAUGUCUUAAGCGCGUAAUAUUCUACAGUUACCUAAAAAUGAGAACGAUGAUUUCAAGAAUUAAUUCUUUUUAAAAUGAAUUUCAUCUGAUUAAAUUAAGCAAAAAUCGAUUAGAAAAAAAAAUUACUCAUGAGGCAGCCAUAUUUUUUUAUAAACAGAGUUUCUAAUAAUAGAGUCCACGUGUGCGAGCAUUCCUGUCAAUUUUAAUAAACUGUCACGACUCAUAAAAGGGUUCCGCUCGCAGAAUCAUUCCUUUUCGCAGGAAAAUUCAGCUUUUAAAAGUGAAUUGUAGAGAAAAUUUACUGAGAUAACUUUUAAACUAUUUUAUUAUUUUUAUUGUACUCAAACUCAAACUUCUUUAAUAAAUUUAGGUAUAACAUGAACGCUUGAGGCAUGCACAUUUGGAGUAAUCAAAUUUUUAUUAUUUUUUUUUGUGUUUAAAGAAAAGUGCAUUCUAGUCUUUUUUUAUAAAUUUUAAAAUUUAUUGAGUUCUAUUCUAGUCAUGGAGACACGAUGGUUAUAGUUAACGUUAAUAGUUACGAUUAAGAUUAUGGUUAUGGUUAUGGUUAUUUUAAUAAUAUGUAAUUUAAUAUGUACGGACACGAGGGACUUGCAGAAGCUGAAAAACUUUCAAACAUAGUUAGCGGGAUAAUUGUUUCAAUAAAAAUAAUAAUAAAUAAGGGACGGUAAAAAAA
This is a messenger RNA of Cotesia glomerata, 3751 nucleotides long. RefSeq names its product innexin shaking-B (gene shakB). The transcript has 6 exons. Gene Ontology annotation, molecular function: gap junction channel activity. Bases 1369 to 2490 code for a protein of 373 amino acids. Gene Ontology annotation, cellular component: plasma membrane; gap junction. Lineage: Eukaryota; Metazoa; Arthropoda; Insecta; Hymenoptera; Braconidae. The record is from RefSeq and is a predicted model, not a curated record.